Messenger RNA from Galleria mellonella (greater wax moth), 1065 nucleotides. RefSeq names its product zinc finger protein 432-like. Gene Ontology annotation, biological process: regulation of transcription by RNA polymerase II. Gene Ontology annotation, molecular function: DNA-binding transcription factor activity, RNA polymerase II-specific; RNA polymerase II transcription regulatory region sequence-specific DNA binding. NCBI's taxonomy places the organism in Eukaryota, Metazoa, Arthropoda, Insecta, Lepidoptera, Pyralidae. Gene Ontology annotation, cellular component: nucleus. The record is from RefSeq and is a predicted model, not a curated record. Bases 1 to 1065 code for a protein of 354 amino acids. The transcript has a single exon.
AUGCAGAAUACAAAACGACUGUAUAUAGCGCGGAAGAACGUUCUCACAGUACUGCAGUAUGGCAAAGUGAUGCCGUUCAACUGGAACACAUCGGGGUUCAGGUGUUUCUACUGCGGAAAGUUCAUGAGGGACUGCGUAGCGCUUCGAGAGCACACUGAAUCGAAACACAGCUCUGUAGACAUGGAAAACUGUUUGCCAAAGAGGAUAAUUUCAAAAGAUGUCCCCGUAAAGAUAGACGUGACAGAUAUAGCUUGCAAAUUUUGUCCAAACACCGAUCUGAAUACUCUUGAAGAUCUGAUAUCGCAUAUAACCUCAAUUCACAAGGAAGAAUACGACGAUACAGCAGGAGUCUGUAUAUUUCCGUUCUGUCUUAAAAGAGACAUCAUGAAUUGCGUUCUUUGUGAGAGCGUUUUUGACAAUUUCACAUCUUUGAUGAGACACAUGAACAAAGAGCAUAUCGCUCAUGGGUAUAUCUGUCAAAUUUGCGGGUUAAGCUUCGUUGAUAGUAUACGUCUCAAACGCCACAUCACGUACAGCCACGUAGGCCACCGUUGCACCUUAUGUGGUAAACUAUUCGAGGCCUCUCACAAAUUGGAGUGGCACAGACAAAGGAUUCACGGUCAGGUCAAAACCCACGAAUGUAAUCUCUGCAGCGAAACGUUUGAUAAUAAAUACCAGGUCAAAGUGCAUAUGGGGAAGGUGCAUAAUGUCGAGAAAUACAGGAUCAAGUGUGAAUACUGCCCGAAGAUUUGCACGACCAAAGGAGCGAUGGUAUUGCAUGUACAAUCCCUACAUUCGGAGGUACGGUACGAAUGUGAUAUCUGUGAAUACAAGACUGCUAUCAAAUGGAUGAUAAAGCUUCACAGAAGGAAACACUUUGGGGAGAAGAACUACGCGUGUAGCAUAUGUCAGAGGAAGUUUGGGAGGUCGAGUAACUUGCGUGCUCACAUGAAAGUACACACAGGCCAGAACGGUCGCGUGUGCAGGCGUUGCCAUCAAGGAUUUACCGAUUUUGAGUCUUUGAGUAAACAUGAAUUAGAGCUACAUUAUUUUGAACAAGUGUAG